CUAGGGUUUUAAAUUUUAUUCUGUUUUUUGUUUUAUAUCAUAAACUGAUUGGACUUUCCUUGUCGUGUUCUAAAACAAAAUGUAUCAUCUAAAUAUAUUUCAGUGUACAGACAUACUUUAGAUCUCCCUCUGUUCUUUCAGAAAGGAUCCUCUGUUUUCUAUUCGUAAAAACCCAUCAGUGCAACUCAAAUUUGAAGAAGAAAAACAGAACUCUCUGCAUUUGUUAUCAGAUUAUCGGAAAUCGAAGAACACCAUCAUGGAGAGAGCAUAUGGUUAUGAAACCACAGGAGUAGUACUAUCUAGAGACCCGAAGCCGCGAUUAAGGUGGACACCUGAUCUUCAUGAUCGAUUUGUCGAUGCUGUCACACGGCUUGGAGGACCAGAUAAGGCAACACCCAAAUCAGUGUUAAGAUUGAUGGGACUCAAGGGAUUGACAUUAUACCAUUUGAAAAGCCAUCUGCAGAAAUAUAGGCUGGGAAAACAGGGAAAGAAGGAAAGCAAUUUUGAUCGAAACACAGAUAGUGCGGGAAAUUUAGAUGGACAUGGACAUGGACAUGCACAUGCACAUGCACCUAUGCAUUCACCAUCAACAAGUAGUGGUGCUUCACUGGGAAAUCAUGAAGCAGAAAUCCCGUUCGCAGAAGCAAUAAGGUACCAAAUUGAUGUACAAAGAAAACUACAUGAGCAACUGGAGGUUCAAAAGAAAUUACAAAUGAGAAUUGAAGUACAAGGGAAGUAUUUACAAGCAAUAUUAGACAAAGCUCAAACAAACCUGUCAUUAGACACGAAUUCAACAAGGAAUUUCGAUGCAACAAAAACUCAACUUACAAACUUCAAUCUAGCUUUAUCAGGGUUAAUGGAUAACAUGGUUGAACAAGAAAACCAACAAGUGAUUGCAGAACAACAUAAUUUAACUAGUAAUAGUGAUGCUUUAUUAUUGAACGAUACUGAAAUUAGUAGGAAUCAAAAUUCAGGUUUUCAGUUAUAUAGAGAAGGAGAUCAGGAAGAGAUCAAUAAGAAAGACCAACAAGUAAAGAUAAAAGUCGAAGGUGGUUCGCUUCAUUUUGAUCUUAACAUAAACGGAAAUUACGAGUUUUUUAGAGCAAAAGGAAAUGAGCUCGAUUUGAAGAUGCAGCCACAAAUGUGAUAAAAAGUUUGGUUUAGAGAUUUACUUAUGCUCUUGUUCCAUCGUAGAACUUUGUAUUUUUGGGAUAGUUUUCUUAUUUCAAUUCUAUAAUUUGUCAGAAAUAUGUAUAAUAAUACAUUACUGUGUGUUAAAGUCUUA
Messenger RNA from Papaver somniferum (opium poppy), 1285 nucleotides. RefSeq names its product myb family transcription factor PHL11-like. Lineage: Eukaryota; Viridiplantae; Streptophyta; Magnoliopsida; Ranunculales; Papaveraceae. Bases 257 to 1147 code for a protein of 296 amino acids. Gene Ontology annotation, molecular function: DNA binding; DNA-binding transcription factor activity. The record is from RefSeq and is a predicted model, not a curated record. The transcript is spliced from 7 exons.